AUGCUUGGGCUAGGCGACAACGGGAUUUCCCCCACCAAUGUGGCCUCGACGUGGGGAGGUUUGAUAUUCUUGUGUUGCUGCAUGACUUCUAUUAUUUAUGUUCUUUUAGGUCUCUUUGCCUGCCGGCGUCUAAUUCGGUCGAACUGGCGUUGGGUGCUAAUUGUGGCCCUCUACUGGGUGGUUGGCGUGCUGCACGCGUUCCUGUCGCUCGCCAUAAUUUGUGUGGCGGUGGCCUGUAUAUUUCGGACCUUUGCUGACAAGGCAAUAGAGACCACCGAGACGAUCGCGUACUCGGGAGUUAUGGUUGUGCUGACGGUCUUCUUUGCUCUAGGACGGAAGUCAAUUGUCUAUGCAUUGUAG
Trypanosoma conorhini is the source of this 360-nucleotide messenger RNA. RefSeq lists its product as uncharacterized. The transcript has a single exon. Bases 1 to 360 code for a protein of 119 amino acids. NCBI's taxonomy places the organism in Eukaryota, Euglenozoa, Kinetoplastea, Trypanosomatida, Trypanosomatidae. The record is from RefSeq and is a predicted model, not a curated record.